Aureobasidium melanogenum CBS 110374 is the source of this 1497-nucleotide messenger RNA. RefSeq names its product succinic semialdehyde dehydrogenase. The transcript is spliced from 3 exons. Gene Ontology annotation, molecular function: succinate-semialdehyde dehydrogenase (NAD+) activity. Gene Ontology annotation, biological process: GABA catabolic process. The record is from RefSeq and is a predicted model, not a curated record. Lineage: Eukaryota; Fungi; Ascomycota; Dothideomycetes; Dothideales; Saccotheciaceae. The coding region runs from base 1 to 1497 and encodes 498 amino acids.
AUGGGACACAGUGUACCGCCCCUCAACGACCCAUCGCUGUUCAAGCAACAGGCCUUCAUCAACGGCAAAUGGGUCGACGCAAAGUCGGGCCAGACUUUUGACGUCCAUGACCCUGCUACACACAAGCCUAUUGGCAAGAUGCCCGAAAUGAACAAGGAAGACGCCCAGCUCGCCAUCGACGCCGCCGCCGCCGCUUUCCCAAAGUUCCGCAAGACGACCGCAAGAGAAAGAGCAAAGAUGUUGCGCAAGUGGUACGACUUGAUGGUUGAGAACGCCGAAGACAUUGCAAGACUCAUCACAUGGGAGAACGGAAAGCCCAUGGCCGACGCAAAAGGCGAGGCCGCAUAUGCUGCCAACUUCUUCGAGUGGUUCAGCGAGGAGGCUCCCAGAGCAUACGGAGACACCAUCUCUGCUACCGUUGCUGGUAACAGGGUCUUCACCCUCAAGGAACCCGUCGGUGUCUGCGGCCUAAUCACUCCUUGGAACUUCCCUGCCGCCAUGAUUACCAGAAAGAUCGGUCCUGCCCUGGCAGCUGGUUGUACCGUUGUUGCAAAAUCUCCUGGCGAGACUCCUUUCACCGCCGCUGCUCUGGCUGAGCUCUCUGUCCGUGCCGGUAUUCCCCCAGGUGUCGUCAACAUCAUUACAGCUAUGAAGAACACCCCUGAGGUUGGAGAGGCCAUCACAUCAUCUGACAUUGUCAAGAAGGUCUCCUUCACAGGUAGCACUGGAGUUGGCAAGCUUCUCAUGAAGCAAUCUGCAGACACUCUCAAGAAGUUGUCCUUCGAGCUCGGCGGAAACGCUCCCUUCAUCGUCUUCGACGACGCUGAUCUCGAGACUGCCGUAAACGGUGCCAUCGCUUCCAAGUUCCGCUCAUCUGGCCAGACAUGUGUUUGUGCCAACCGUCUUUACAUUCAGAGAGGCAUCUACGACAAGUUUGCUGAAGCUUUCACCGAGAAGGUCAAGAACUUUAAGGUUGGCCAUGGAUACGAUGAGGGUGUGACUCACGGUCCUCUGAUCCACGACCGCGCUGUCAGCAAGGUCGAGGCACACGUCAAGGAUGCUGUCAAGCAGGGUGGUAAGGUUCUCGUUGGUGGUCAGAAGCUUCCUGACCUUGGCGACAACUUCUUCCAGCCUACAGUUAUUCGCGACAUGACUGCUGACAUGGCGCUGGCCCAUGAGGAAACCUUUGGACCUGUCGCUGGCCUGUUCCCCUUCGACACUGAAGCUGAGGUUGUCAAGCUCGCCAACGACACCGAAGUCGGUCUUGCUGGAUACUUCUUCUCACGCGAUAUCCAACGUGUAUACAGAGUGGCAGAGGCUCUCGAGGUCGGUAUGGUCGGUGUGAACACUGGUCUCAUCAGUGACCCUGCUGCACCAUUUGGCGGUGUUAAGCAAUCAGGUUUCGGUCGCGAGGGCUCGAAGAUCGGUAUUGAUGAGUACAUGGUCACCAAGAUGGUUACUCUCGGUGGCAUGGGACAGCCACUUCAAGGCGAGUAG